CGAGACAGCCUUCCAGCACUCCUGUUAAUACCGCGAAACCAUUGCCCGCCUCUGUUCCUCUCCAUGAGCUAUGUGAGCGGUGCAGCAACUUCUUUGGCGAAUGGCGGGCUCUAACAUGGCUGCAAGAACACAGAGAACACGACAACACAUCCUGGCCUAUUUUACGUCUUUGCACGGUAGCUCAGGCGGUUCAAUCGGCGCCACGCUGCCAUUUCUGCAAAAAACUGGUUGCUCACCUGCAGAGUCGGGUUCAAGUCCGAUUACCGCGCGUUGCUGAGCACGAGGAGGUGUAUGUGCAUUUACGCCCUUUGAAAGAGAUGAUUGAGUUUCUGGUACCGCAGCCUGGGAAGAAGAAGCCUAAUAGUCGUGAAGAGGACUUUCAGCUCGUUGCCAUGUAUAGGAUCAGGGCUUAUGAGAAUGGAAAUGCCACAGCAUUCGACAGCCAUAUCACAGCCAAACAAGUGCCACUCUGCGCUUCAGACAACAUCUCCCAAGCAAAGCAAUGGCUCCAAUGCUGUCUUACCCAGCACCAAGAAUGCCAGCGCUUCCACACCAGCACAGUUCCGAAUCCACAUCAGCGGCCCACGCGCGUACUGGAAAUCACUCCCACCACGAUCCGGCUUCGCUGCAAUCUCAAAAACGAGCCGUUCCCAUACCUCGUGCUGAGCUACAUGUGGGGCACAAACUACUCGCAGCAGCUCCGUCUCCUGCAAUCCAACGUGAGUGCCUUUGAGAAAGCAGUGCCGCGCGACCAACUCGAAGCCUCGGAUGUCUACAAAGAAGCCAUGAGAGUCACGCUCGCCCUCGGCUACAAGUACCUCUGGAUCGAUUCCCUCUGCAUCAUCCAAGACUCGGCGUCGGACUGGGCCCACGAAGCACAACGCAUGGCCGUCGUCUACGGAAACGCCACAUGCAAUCUCGCCUUUCUGUUCCCACCGCAUGCGCCAGAGAAGCCCUCGCAGCGCAGCGACCCCCGCAUCUGGAGCCCGUGUAUCCUGCGGCAUGCGAAGGGGUCCGCGCCAGCCAUCUACAUGCACGACGACACGACGAUCGAGUUCCGCAAGGAAAUCGACAACUACAGUAAACUGCGCGACUGGCUAGUGCAGCGCGACUGGCCGCUCUUCCACCGCGCAUGGACAUUCCAGGAAUACCUGCUCAGUCCGCGGACGCUGCUGCUCGGACAUGGAAAUCUCAUGUGGCACUGCUCGCACCACUUCUACGAUGAACUGCUGGGCGCGAUUGCUGCUCCCAUCGAGCCACCUACCAACACCAACACCAACAAGACUACUUCUUCUGCCGCUGACUCCAGCCCAGCUGUACUCUUCAAUCCCAAGCGCGGCAAAGACCGAGGAAAAUCCCGCUACUUCCCCACGAGCAUCCAGGCCGUCAGCGCCGCCGCCGCCACAACCAACCACGCGUUUUCCAACCCAUCCAUCCUCUCCUUCCUCACCGACUGGACAAACAUCGUAAACGAGUAUCGCGGCCGCAAGCUAUCGUUUGAAAAAGACCGCAUCAUUGCCUUCGCAGGCAUCGCAACCGCCUUCUCGCACAAAAGCAAACUGACCUACCUCGGCGGGCUAUGGGCUGAAAUCCUGCCUGCAGCCCUCCUGUGGCACGUCGACCGCAAGCCCGCCUGGCUCGUCCGCACGGAAAACAACAUCCCAGAUGGAAUCAGCAUCGCGGACGCAACGUGGACCGCGGAACUCGGAAAAGACGCCAGCGGCGCGGAUGCACUGCUGCCGCGCGAAAUACAGUCACAGCUACCCAGCUGGUCGUGGUUCGCCGUCCCGCUGUACAAGUACCACGAGACGCGGUUUCUGCUCAGCGACGACGAGCUCUUCGUGCGCUGCAAGGCGCUGAGUAGCCCGCACCUGGUACAUUGGACCGAUCUAUACAGCGCGCGGCUAGUUUCAUUUACGUUUCCGCGACACGCAGCGGGCCAGGUUCCCGCUGGCGCCACGCACAUGCACUCGUUUGGCGGCGUGCAGUUGCGCCUUGCGGCCGCGACGCUGGGCGUGCGCGACAACUGGGCUGCGCAGCUUGCGCAGCGCAUGGCGGCCAUUCGGCGCUGUAGUCCUGAAAAUGCUGAUGGCCAGAUGAGCUGGGAUCCUGUGCUGGAGUACUACGCCGACCAUGUGGGUGCCGUGUCGCCGCCCAAGAACGCCGUGUAUGCGCUGCUGGCGGAAUCCCAGGUUGUGCGCUGUGCGGGCACGAAGACGGUGCAGCGCCGGUUUGCGGGGCUGAUGCUUGUGCCGGAUGGACAGCGAGGCGGGAGCGACGAGUGCUGGACGAGGAUAGGCGUGUGGAAGUUGCGGGUGAAUGUGCUGCGUGUGAGGGUUGAGGCGGCGAACAUAGAGGCUGUGGCGGGGCGCUGGGGGGAGAGGAGCUUGAUUGAGGGUACGUGGAGACAUGGUGUGAUUACCUUGGUGUGAUGGGGGAUUGGGUAUAUUGGUGUAGG
This is a messenger RNA of Exserohilum turcica Et28A, 2458 nucleotides long. RefSeq lists its product as uncharacterized. The transcript is spliced from 2 exons. NCBI's taxonomy places the organism in Eukaryota, Fungi, Ascomycota, Dothideomycetes, Pleosporales, Pleosporaceae. The coding region runs from base 318 to 2432 and encodes 704 amino acids. The record is from RefSeq and is a predicted model, not a curated record.